Messenger RNA from Mycena indigotica, 1671 nucleotides. RefSeq lists its product as uncharacterized. The transcript is spliced from 6 exons. The record is from RefSeq and is a predicted model, not a curated record. NCBI's taxonomy places the organism in Eukaryota, Fungi, Basidiomycota, Agaricomycetes, Agaricales, Mycenaceae. Gene Ontology annotation, cellular component: mitochondrion. Gene Ontology annotation, molecular function: enoyl-CoA hydratase activity. Gene Ontology annotation, biological process: fatty acid beta-oxidation. Bases 1 to 1671 code for a protein of 556 amino acids.
AUGCUUCUACUACGUCCGACUUCCUUCCAUACUGCUCCCCGCAACGUGUUUCGUCGUCUCAUGUCCUACAACUACAUCCUCGUCGCGAAACCGGAGCCCUCAGUCUCCCUAAUCACGCUCAACCGGCCCAAAGCUCUGAACGCGCUUUCGUCUCCGUUAUUUGAAGAAUUGAACAAAGCUCUGAAAGACGCAGAUGACGACGACGCAAUCGGCGCCAUCGUGUUGACCGGCUCUGAAAAGGCUUUUGCUGCUGGAGCGGACAUCAAGGAGAUGCAAAACAAAACUUACGCCGACGCGUUCAAAACACGCUUUCUUGGGGACUGGGCACAACUAUUUACCAUUCGGAAACCUAUUAUCGCUGCAGUUAGCGGUUACGCUUUGGGUGGGGGUUGUGAGCUUGCGCUCAUGUGUGACAUUAUCCUUGCGUCGCCGACAGCCAAGUUUGGUCAGCCCGAGAUAAAUCUUGGUGUUAUUCCCGGAGGCGGAGGCUCUCAGCGCCUUGCCCAUGUCAUCGGAAAGUCACGCACUAUGGAGUUGGUGUUGACUGGUCGCAAUAUCUCAGCUCAAGAGGCAGCGGCUUGGGGAAUGGUGAGCCGUGUUGUAGGCGAAGGAGAGGGCGAAGUUGUCCGAGAAGCUGUUGAGAUGGCGAAGGUUAUUUCGAGCAAGAGCCAGAUCGCAAUACAAGCUGCCAAAGAGGUCGUCAAUGCCGCUUAUGAGCUCAACCUUGCUGAAGGACUUCGCUUCGAACGCCGUAUUUUCCACGGAUCUUGGGACCAUGUCUUCGCCGAACUCAAAAGCUCUCCGCCCUCUAUUCCUGCUCUCCCGGGUGUCGGACCGCGGCGCCCGCGUCGACAAACAAUGACAGCACAAGAAAUGACCGCCUUCAAUGAAAUUUUCAAUCUUAUUUUCGAGUCUAUGGAGUCCAAGUCCGCAACCCCUUCUCCUGCAGUCGACUUGGCGGGCGAGGGAAUGGGAGACUUGUUCAGCACACUCCGAAAGCACUCCAAGCGCAUCAAGUGGACAGCGGUUUCUGAAGAGGCGCUCGACCUGAAGCGGGACGAAAUGGAUCGCUGCGGGUCAGAUCAAGAAUUGCUGGAAUGGGCUUUGCGUCGCGUCUUUGGCGAGUCACAACAGUACGAGAAAGCAUUCAUGGAAGCCAAAGCUGCAGAUGAUGGGACUGAGCUCCCGAUGCUCCAACCACCAACAUAUCCACAUUUUGUCGCCCUCCUCAUCCGUACAUUCCGUGACAAAUAUCGAGACCCGCAUUUGGCCCUGUCGAUAUUCGACUACGCUCGUCAUCUUUCCAUUGCCUCUUAUGUUUUUGGAUGCUCGACAAAAGCUUAUAAUGAACUCAUCCAAACUCGAUGGGAUUACUUUCGGGACUUGAGAGGUGUACACGCUGCUUUGGAGGAAAUGCACUUGAACAGUGUCGAUAUCGAUUCAAGGACGCGACAACUGGCUGAGAAGGUUAGGAAAGAUGUUGGUCAGCAGAAUCUCUGGGUAGAGGAGAACGAAGUUGGUCUAAAUGGUGUAUGGGAUAUGCUGCAUAACAUCGAGCAAUUGGCUCACGAUGCGACAACAAACCGACCUGUUCGUCACGUUGGGCCGUGGAACAGGUGGAAGGCGCCGGAGGGAGACAGCGAUAUGAAUUGGCAGUUCGAUAAAUGGUAA